AUGGACACGGCUGUGAUUCAGAACAGUGAAAGUGUCAUGGAGCUCCACUCAGGGUUCCACAUGUCUUCCUCUUCUUCCUCUUCUUCUUCUUCUUCCACGACAUUUACCAUGACCUCCACCCAACUCCGUAAAGUCUCUCAGAACUCCAAGGUUGUAGAUGAGCAUUCAGUUGUGCAGCAUAAGACUUCUGCUGUAGUGGAAUCAUUUAAACUGGUGGAGAAGAGUUUGGAGAUUCCUCCGGGAGAGUGUGUGCCGGUUUUUGAGGAAAGACCACGUCCCAUCACUGCUCAGGAGGGUGAUAAGGCCUCUUUCAAGGUCAAAGUGUCUGGGAUGCCUGAACCCACAGUGACCUGGAAAAGAGAAAGUGGGAAACCGUUAACAGAAGGAGCUAAUACUUACUUUGACAGUAUCAAUAAACGACAUGUGCUGAAGAUCAAAAACCUGACUUUGGAAGAUGCUGAUGUGUAUCAGUGCAUUGCCUCCAAUGAUCAUGGAGAUGUCAUCUACUCUGUUUCACUCAUCAUAGCUGAAAAUCCAACGAUGGACUUCAAAAAAAUUUUGAGGAAGCGUAUUGCGGCGAGUAAGAAAGAGAAGCCUCCGACAGAGGAGGAAAUGCUGAGGAUCCUAUCCGGGGCUGAUAAGAAGGACUACGAACGCAUUUGUGCCGAGCACGGGUUCACUGACUUCAGAGGCAUCCUCAAGAAACUCAAGGAGAUGAAAAAGAAAGUAGAUGUGGAGAUGGUUAAAGUUCUGAAGCCCUUGGAAGACGUAACUGCCAAGGCAGACUCCACUGUUGUGUUUGACACAAUUUUGGAGUUAAAAGACCCAAACACCAGGAUGAUUUGGCUGCAGGACACAGUACCAUUGAGGAUUCAGUACUCCCUUGGGAAAUAUGAGGCCAAACAGCUGGGAACUAAACACAUGUUAUGCAUCUCUAGUGUUAGCUUGAAAGACUGUGGCACGUACACACUACAGGUUGGAGACAAGACCUUAUCCGCCAAGCUCACUGUCAUAGAUGAGCCCUUGAAGUUCCUGUCCGAGCUGAAGCCCAUGCGUGUGACGGAGAGGCAGACGGCCAUGUUCGAGGUGCGUCUCUCCAAAAAGACAGAUGCUCCUCUGGUGUGGAAGUUUGGAGGGAAGGAGCUGAAGAGGAAUGAGAAGUUUGACGUGUCUGUGUCUGAGGAUGGGCUCACUUACGUUUUAAAAGUCAAGGACGUUCGUCCCACUGAUACUGGCGACUACACUAUAAGCAUCGGAGACCUUACCACCACCGCUCCACUCUUUAUUGAACGUAUUCCAAUCAAAUUUGUAAGUCACCUUAAGAACAUUCAUGCAAGGGAAAAGGGUAAAGCAUGUCUAGAAGCAGAGAUGAGCACUAAGGAUGUCUAUGUGAAAUGGCUGAAAGAUGGGCGGGACAUCACUAAUGACCCCCGGUAUGUCUUCCUGAGAGAGGGAAAGAGGGCAGAGGUUAUCAUAGAGGACUGCGACCUGGCAGACAGUGGUGAAUACGCUAUAGUCUGCACACAGGACAAUGAUGCCAAGGAGUACGUCAGCUCUGCCAACCUCACAGUGGAUGAACGCUUUGCUACAGUGAAGAGUGGCAUGGCAGAUGUUCAGUGUCCAACAGGUUCAGGUGCAGAGCUGUGCGUUGUUCUAAAUGAUGAGAAAGUAGAUGGAGUUUGGUUUAAAGAUGGAAUAGUGGUUUCUGAGCUGAGUGGAGUGCAGGUGGUGAAACAAGGCGCGGUGCAUAAGCUAAUCUUCAGUGGAAUUGGCACGGAGCACGAGGGGAAAUACACCUUCAGGGCCAAAGGGGCUGAAAGCGAAGCCAUACUCACUGUUGCUGAUCCUCCCACUAUUGAUCCCACCACACUGGAGAUACUGUCUACCGAGCCUGUUACAGUGAAAGCGGGGCAAACUGCCACCAUAAAGAUCCCCUUCAGUGGAAAGCCAGUGCCCAAAGUGACAUGGUAUAGGGACGGCAUUGAGGUGGUGGAGGAUGGGCGUACCGUGGUGGAACGGGCUGAGGACUCCACCACGCUGGUGCUGAGUAAAUGUGUGAGAGAGGAUAGUGGUGCAGUGAUGCUGAAACUGAAGAGCGACUGUGGCUCGGCCACAGCUAGCUUGCAACUCCUCGUGGUUGAUCGCCCCAAACCCCCUCAGGGUAAAGUGGAGUUCCUGGAGCGCAGUGGUAACUGCAUUACCUUGAAGUGGAAACCUCCUCGUGACGAUGGAGGGAUGCAAGUGACUAGUUAUGCCAUUGAGAGACGUAUUGCAGGGAAGAAGUCCUGGUUCAAAGUUGGGGAGGUGGAUGGCAACGUUACCAAGUUUAGUGAUGACAAGGUACAAGAAGGCAAAGCCUACCAGUAUCGCAUCAGGGCAGUCAACACGCAAGGCUUGAGUGAGCCUCUAGAGACUGAAGAUGCAUAUGCUGGAGAACCAGUGGAGCCUCCUGGGAUGACCUCACAGCCACAGAUCACAGAUGUGACCAAAGAUAUGAUCACAGUAACAUGGGCUCCACCAGCUCAGGAUGGAGGUGCUCCUGUGUUAGGGUAUAUAGUGGAGAGGAGAAAGAAAGGAGGCAAUAUGUGGGUGCCCGUCAGUAAAGAGCUGAUCCAAGACACAAAAUGUACUGUUGAUGGGCUGGUUGAGGACAUGGAGUAUGAGUUCAGAGUUACUGGUGUAAACAGAGCUGGACAAGGGAUUCCAAGUUCAGUCUCCAAUUCAGUUCUGGCAAAAGAUCCAAUCCGUGCUCCGGGCCUUGUGAAGAACCUGCACGUGAAAGAUUCUUCCAACUCGUCUAUCUCGUUGGGUUGGUCUCCUCCAGAGCAGGGUGACAAACCCUCAGGUUACAUACUGGAGAUACGUCCCGAAGAUGCCAAGGAAUGGUCCAAAUGUUCCAAGCUUCCUAUUGCUGGCAUAUCUUUCACUGUUAACGGCUUACAAGAACGCAUGAAGUACUUCUUCCGCAUUCGAGCUGUCAAUGAGGGAGGCAUUGGGGAACCCAUAGAGCUGGACCAAGGAGUAUUGGCCAUGCCACCGCCAGUGCCUCCCAGGUUUGAUCUGCAGGGCAAACUGAAGGGUCAGAUGGUGCUGCGUGCUGGGACUGCACUUUGUCUCCAUGUUACUUUCAUGGGCUCACCUGCUCCAGAAAUUACCUGGAUGAAGGAUGGUAUCCCAACAAAGGGAAGAGAGGUUAUUACAAAAGGAACAAAACACUCACAAUUCCUCAUAAGCUCCUCUCAGCGUUCGGAUUCAGGAACAUAUCGCAUCAACCUACGCAAUGACUACGGGGAGGUCCACUAUGAUGUCAACGUUCGUGUUGCAGAUUACCCUCUGCCUCCUGAAAACCUGUGUCUGGUGGAGGAGGUUCCUGGUACAGUCACCCUGCACUGGGACCACACACCAGAUUUGGAAAAUGAUGAGCAGACUCACUACGUCAUUUUGAAGAGAGAUACAAGCACAGCCACAUGGUUCACAGCAGCAGAGCGUGUGUUCAGCAACAAGUACACAGUCACCGGUCUGCUGCCCGGACGCAAGUACUACUUCAGGGUUGUAGCUCGCAAUAACAUGGGAAACAGUGAUCCUCUGGACUCAAAGGAGCCAUUCAGCAUUGCCAAAGAGAAAGACAAUUUCAUCAUGAGUGUGAAUGAAUACACUGCUAAGGAACGUUCAGUCAAGCCUGCGUUCAUCUUGCCUUUGAAAGAUCACGCAGUCAGGCAGGGCAAUGACUGCACCAUGAGCUGUGCUUUUGUGGGCACCCCAACCCCACAGGUGACCUGGUACAAGGGAGAGGUGAAGAUUUCAGACAGUCCACGAAUUUGGCAAACAUCUUCCCAUGGCGUGUGUACCCUUAUCAUCCCCUCCUGCGGCACUAAAGACAGUGGAGAAUACACUCUGCUCUUAGAGAACCCACUGGGAGAGGCCAAGUGUAAAUGCAACUUGGUCAUCUUUGACAAAGAUGACAAAAGCUUGUUGGAGAGCCUGACAGAAGGUUCUGGAAAGGAGAAACAUAUCAUCUGA
Messenger RNA from Chanos chanos (milkfish), 4020 nucleotides. Its product is annotated as immunoglobulin superfamily member 22-like. The transcript has 22 exons. Gene Ontology annotation, molecular function: protein binding. Lineage: Eukaryota; Metazoa; Chordata; Actinopteri; Gonorynchiformes; Chanidae. The record is from RefSeq and is a predicted model, not a curated record. The coding region runs from base 1 to 4020 and encodes 1339 amino acids.